Ipomoea nil (Japanese morning glory) is the source of this 645-nucleotide messenger RNA. RefSeq lists its product as uncharacterized. The record is from RefSeq and is a predicted model, not a curated record. The coding region runs from base 1 to 645 and encodes 214 amino acids. The transcript has 3 exons. Lineage: Eukaryota; Viridiplantae; Streptophyta; Magnoliopsida; Solanales; Convolvulaceae.
AUGAGAAACGCGGGGGAAAUCCCUAUCCAGAUGGUCUUCGAUGUCAACAUUAAAUUUUUUCACAGGAAUACCUCAGAGGCUUAUAGGGAGGAUGUGGCGCAGGUUUUAGUAGUUUCUCAGGCUCCUAAUUUUAGCAAGUAUUUGGGACUGCCUGCUUUUGUGGGGAGGAACACGAGGGCGACCUUCUCCUAUAUUGAGGACAAGAUAAGACAAAGAAUUGGCUCUUGGAACAAAAAGCUUCUGUCUCAGGCAGGUAAGGAAGUUCUAUUAAAGAGUGUGGCUCAAGCCAUGCCUACUUUUACUAUGAGUGUUUUCUUGCUGCCUGAUUCAGUGUGUACAGCCAUUGAGAGAGUUAUGAAUCGUUAUUGGUGGAGGACGGGUAAUGAGAGAGGAAUUCAUUGGAAGACAUGGGACAUAUUAUGUGCCCUUAAAAAGUUUGGAGAUUUGGAUUUUAAGGAUCUUCUUGCCUUUAGUUUAGCCAAGCUUGGUAAACAGGUGUGGAGGUUCCUGACAAAGCCAGACUCUUUGGUGGGAAUGAUGGCUAAAGUGUAUAAAGCCAGUGGUGUUAGGCGACGUAUUGGGAAUGGUGAGGAUACUUUGAUUCGGGGACAUCCUUGGCUUCCUGAUGACUCUGACCCAAAGUAA